Molecule: messenger RNA, 930 nt
Organism: Cotesia congregata
Lineage: Eukaryota; Metazoa; Arthropoda; Insecta; Hymenoptera; Braconidae
Source: the annotation of a GenBank genome assembly
AUGUCUAAUGUCAAAAUAACGAAAGUCCAUCGUAAGAAUAUAUUAUCACUGUUACCAGACAAUCAUUUACUUGGUCAAUUAUCUUUAAUUGGAACUCACCAAUCAAUGACAUUUUCUUCUUCUGAUAUUAAAUUAAGAAAACAAGAAUUGAACAUUACCGAACAAUUGAACCAUGGUGUUAGAGUAUUUGACAUUAGUGUGCGUAUUGAAACAAAUUACUUUAAAAUUUAUUACCAAAAUCAAUACUUAGAAGCUUCAUUCAACUCUCUAGUCUACGAAAUCAACAAGUUCCUCAAGAAAAACUCACAAGAAUUUGUAAUUUUGAUAAUAAAUGUCGACCAUGAAAAAAAAAUAAAUUCAGAAAAUAUUUUAAGUCCUUCUUACUGCGAAAUAUUGAAUAAUUAUCUUGGAAAAUACAUUGGAGGAGAACGAAUGCACUCUAAAUGGUCGUUUGAUGACAAGCUUCACAGUUUAAGAGGAAAAAUAUUACUAGCAACUUAUCAAGUUACCUUUGCAGAGUGCGCUGUUUGGUUGGGCGCCAGAUGCUUGAUGACGGACAAGCUUAAGUUUGUUGAAAAUAGUUUUCUUUACAGUCAUGGGAAUUAUCAAGAAGACAAUAUUGAUUACAAGUGGAAGAAAUAUAUGAAAUUUGUAGCAAGUGAUCUUUUUGAUUACUAUCCAUGUUUCAUUUAUGAUCUCAGUAUUUAUGAUGAGAUUCAUUACUCACAAGGCGCUGCCAAGUACGGCGGGUUUGAUGUUAAUGGACAAUGCUUUGUACCGAUGAACUACAGGAUUGAUAAUUAUUGCCGGGGCGAUCACAAGUCUGCGUUUAAUAUUUUUAUCGUUGAUUAUCCCACUCAAGAAGUUAUUGAUCAUAUUAAUGGAUAUAAUUCUGACUACCACAAUCCAUUUGAGAUAGCAUUAAUGUGA